UUCGCCCCCUCUCCAUCUUUCCAGAGAUGCAACCUCGUCCUCCGGAGAUCCUACAAAACCCUAGAUUGUGAGAGUUUUCACCCUCCCAAAUCACGAUCUUGAGUGGGAUUUUGCUGAGAGUUGUCGUCAAGUUCAUGAAAAUCAGAUCAUUAUCUGGAAGACUUUGCAAUGCAUUUGGCAACAAAUGAUGAUUGUACAGGAGUGCUUGAAUCACUCUUGCAGAGGCCUAGUUCAAUGUGCACCUCCAGUGAAUCCCUAUCUUGUAAAGAAAGCAAACCUACAGAGACCGUCAUUCUUGUGAGGGAUGGUGAUGGAGAAACUUCUGAUGUUGAUGAACAUGAAAAUCUGAUCGGUGGAGACGAACGACAGUGUCGAAUCUGCUUUGAAUCUGGAGGUGGAGAGCUAAUAGCUCCCUGUGAUUGCAAAGGUACACAAAAAUAUGUGCACAGAUCUUGUCUUGAUCAUUGGAGAUCAAUCAAGGAGGGUUUUGCUUUUGCACAUUGUACUGAAUGUAGGGCAGAUUUUCAUCUACGUGCAAAUAUGCUUUCAAGGCGUUGGUGGUUGAAAUUGAAGUUUCAGCUCCUUGUUUUCCUCGAUCAUGUUAUGAUUUUUAUUGUUGUUAUGUUGGUUGUAGCUUUACUUUGCCUGCUGGCGUACAAGUUUUUUGGUGAAGAACUGCGUGACAUGUUCUGCUAUGAUGACAACCAUGUCGUAUUCUAUGCCCUAGCAGCAAUGUCUAUCAUCAUGAUGGGGUUGAUUUUCGGAUUCUUCAUAGCCAUGAUAUGUGGACAUAAGAUCACUGAACGCCAUAAUCACGUUCUUGCUAAGCGGGAACUGACAAAGGAAUACAUGGUUGUAAAUCGAGAGGACAAUGGCGAUCCUCCUGGACUUGACCCUGAUCAAAUUACAGAGCUAAGAGAAUUGGGCCUUUACUAGAUGUUAUUGCCUUAUUGGACCCUUGGCUGCAAAUAUUGGAAACUUUGUUCUCCAUUGCACGUAGAUGGGAAUCAGAGGACAGGAACUUUGUGGUGGACAGGCUCUCUUUUCAUAGUACGAUGUUGAUGGACGGUCCGUGAAGACAUCGUGACUUGUACAGCUGUGCAAAUCCCGGGUGCGAGUUUCUUGGAAAUUACUGUUGCAUUCUUUUAUCUAUACAGUAACAGAUGCGAUGUGUAAAUACCUGUGUAAACAGCGGGAAACAUUUAUGGUUGAUAAAUCAAUAUCUUCUUGUGUAA
Messenger RNA from Nymphaea colorata (pocket water lily), 1235 nucleotides. RefSeq lists its product as uncharacterized. The record is from RefSeq and is a predicted model, not a curated record. The transcript has 8 exons. Gene Ontology annotation, molecular function: zinc ion binding. Lineage: Eukaryota; Viridiplantae; Streptophyta; Magnoliopsida; Nymphaeales; Nymphaeaceae. Bases 169 to 936 code for a protein of 255 amino acids.